Messenger RNA from Aspergillus luchuensis, 1068 nucleotides. RefSeq lists its product as uncharacterized. Bases 1 to 1068 code for a protein of 355 amino acids. Lineage: Eukaryota; Fungi; Ascomycota; Eurotiomycetes; Eurotiales; Aspergillaceae. Gene Ontology annotation, molecular function: oxidoreductase activity, acting on the CH-OH group of donors, NAD or NADP as acceptor. The record is from RefSeq and is a predicted model, not a curated record. The transcript has 4 exons.
AUGACCAUCUCUGAAGCAUCAGCUAUCCCUCAUGGAUCACGGGUCCUGGUGACUGGGGCCAAUAGCUUGGUCGGAUCCAAUGUGGCCGAUCGGCUGCUUAGUCGCGGGUAUCGUGUCAGGGGAACUGUGCGGAAUGCGCAGAGACACCAAUGGCUCGGAGAUCUUUUCCGUGGCAAGUAUGGAAAAGACAGCUUUGAGCUGGUCCAGGUCCAGGACAUACAGCGUCCGGGGGCUUUUGAUGAAGCUAUGAAAGGCGUCUCGGGAGUGGCACAUGUAGUGACUAUCUUUGCCGGUCCAAACGAUGGUCCGGACGAGGUAUUCGAAUCCAUAAAACAGCUGGACCACAAUGUCCUUGCCUCCGCGGCAGCCGAGCCCAGCGUCAAGCGUUUCGUCUACACCUCCUCUUGCCAAGCGGCUAACACAAUGGGCUUGGAUGAUCUGGAUGGCAAGACAGUGAUCACCUCGGAAACUUGGAACAAAACUGCCAUUCAGCGAGCCAAAACGGGGUCUCCUGCUGAAUGGAGAAGAGGGUUUGACAUCUACAGCGCAAGCAAAGCCUUGGGGGAGCAAGGGAUCUGGGAAUGGGUGAGAGAGCACAAGCCCAGGUUCGUGGUAAAUACCGUUCUACCCUCGUUGUGCUAUGGUGCCUCUCUCGACCCAGAAAAUCAAGGGUUUCCUUCCACACUAUCAUGGCCAGCAGCCAUCAUCAGGAAUGAUUGGGCCUCAGUUUCCGAACAUGUGAAGGCCAACCUCCCAAAUGGAGGGUAUUGUGUGGGCAUUGAAGAUGCCGCACUUCUGCAUGUCGCGGCUUUGACCAAUCCCACGGUCCAAAAUGAACGCCUGUUCGCGUAUGGCUGGCCUUUCUUCUGGAACGAUUUAGCUACCAUCUAUCGGACCAUAUUCCCGAACCGCGAGCUGCCAACGGAUUUGCCUGCUCGGGAUAAGGAUGCAGAUCUAUUGGACGUUAAGCCUUCGAGGCGGUCGGAAGAUCUACUUAAAGAGAUGGGCAAGCCGGGAUGGAGUAGCCUCAAGGAGAUUAUCGUGGCCAAUGCAUAUGGUCUGGUUUGA